Cucumis melo (muskmelon) is the source of this 892-nucleotide messenger RNA. RefSeq lists its product as uncharacterized. The record is from RefSeq and is a predicted model, not a curated record. Lineage: Eukaryota; Viridiplantae; Streptophyta; Magnoliopsida; Cucurbitales; Cucurbitaceae. The coding region runs from base 391 to 660 and encodes 89 amino acids. The transcript has 3 exons.
AAUUCAUCUUUUCCUUUUAAUUUACAAUGUAAUAAAAAUAAAAUUCUUUUCAAACAUUGGUCAAAUUUACCAUCCUUGUGCCUAAAAUAAAGGGUUAUUGUUUAGGUUUGAAAAAAAGGUGUGAAAGGCAGAAAAAGAAGAGUAAAAAAGGAAUACUAAGGCAAUGAGACGCCAAAUAAGGAAGGAAAUAAGUUGGCAAACUUAAGACGCCAAUGGUUAUGGUUGCGGUUGUGGCUGCCCCUAAUUUAUGAUCCUUCCUUUUCUCAACCUUUCUUUUUUUUCUUUCCCUUUCCUUAUAAAUUUCCACAUCAAAACGUUCCCUCCGCCGCUGCACCUUUCUGAAUCCUUCUUCCCAACAAUAACAACACCCGUUCUUUUCUCUAUAUUCCCAUGGCUACCGCCAACAGAUGGUUAAAGCCCGAGGUGUAUCCUCUCUUUGCUUCUGUUGGUGUGGCUGUUGGUAUCUGUGUGAUGCAGCUUGUUAGAAACAUAACCACCAAUCCUGAAGUCAGGGUUAUCAAAGAGAGGAGAGCUGCUGGAGUGCUUGAUAACUUUGAAGAAGGUGAGAAGUAUGCAGAGCAUGGACUUAGGAAGUUCCUCAGAACAAGACCUCCUCAGAUUAUGCCUUCCAUCAACAAAUUCUUCUCCGAUCCAAACUAAAUCAAAUUCUGUUACUCACCUUUGAAAUUAGUUGUAGAUCGCCUGAUGUAUUUGUUGUCGAUGUGUAAGUCGAGUCUUUUCAAAUAAUGAAGUGCUAUUUAAACUGAUGGUAUAUAGGCUUCUUCUGUUAUGGCUGGAAGAAAAACAAAUGAAGCACUACUCAUAUAGCAUAUCUGAGAUGUAAGCUCAACUUUUUCUAAAUCAUGGAACGAUCUGUCCUUAUUUUUGAGAA